Messenger RNA from Aedes albopictus (Asian tiger mosquito), 2705 nucleotides. Its product is annotated as heat shock protein 83-like. Gene Ontology annotation, biological process: protein folding; cellular response to heat; protein stabilization. The transcript is spliced from 2 exons. Bases 213 to 2366 code for a protein of 717 amino acids. The record is from RefSeq and is a predicted model, not a curated record. Lineage: Eukaryota; Metazoa; Arthropoda; Insecta; Diptera; Culicidae. Gene Ontology annotation, cellular component: perinuclear region of cytoplasm; protein-containing complex; plasma membrane. Gene Ontology annotation, molecular function: ATP hydrolysis activity; disordered domain specific binding; ATP-dependent protein folding chaperone.
AAACCGGUUGACUGUUCCAGACGCGUGUCCGUGCGUCCAGACGCUCAGUGCAGUGCAGUGAAGACUAGUGUCCAGCAGUAGAAAAUUCCUGAAUUUUCUCCGGAACACAACAGGGGUAUUCUUCUAGAAAGUGUUCCGACCGUGGUCAGAUAGUCGUUGGUGGUUUUUGUUGUAUUUCUAGAUCCGGAAAGCAACAACCGAACAGAGUCAAGAUGCCGGAAGCCGCCGCCGCCGAUGUGGAAACCUUCGCGUUCCAGGCUGAGAUCGCUCAGCUGAUGUCGCUGAUCAUCAACACCUUCUACUCGAACAAGGAAAUCUUCCUUCGGGAGUUGAUCUCCAACUCGUCCGAUGCCCUGGACAAGAUCCGCUACGAGUCGCUGACCGAUCCCUCAAAAUUGGACAGCGGCAAGGAGCUGUACAUCAAGCUGAUCCCGAACAAGGAAGCCGGAACGCUGACCAUCAUCGACACUGGUAUCGGUAUGACCAAGGCCGAUCUGGUCAACAACCUGGGAACGAUCGCCAAGUCCGGAACGAAGGCGUUCAUGGAAGCCCUGCAGGCCGGAGCUGAUAUCAGCAUGAUCGGUCAGUUCGGUGUGGGUUUCUACUCGUCCUAUCUGGUGGCCGAUAAGGUCAUCGUCACUUCCAAGAGCAACGACGAUGAGCAGUACGUGUGGGAAUCGUCCGCUGGAGGCUCAUUCACCGUCCGCCAGGACACUGGAGAGCCCCUCGGCCGCGGUACCAAGAUCGUCCUACACAUCAAGGAAGAUCAGCUCGAAUACCUGGAGGAGAGCAAGAUCAAGGCUAUCGUGAACAAGCACUCGCAGUUUAUCGGAUACCCGAUCAAGCUUCUGGUUGAAAAGGAACGCGAGAAAGAGGUCAGCGACGACGAGGCCGAUGAGAAGGAUGAGGAAAAGAAGGAAGAGGACAAGAAGGAGGACGAGCCCAAGAUUGAAGACGUCGAGGACGACGAAGAGAAGAAGGACAAGAAGAAGAAGACCGUCAAGGUCAAGUACACCGAAGAUGAGGAACUGAACAAGACCAAGCCCAUCUGGACCCGCAACGCCGACGAUAUCUCCCAGGAAGAGUACGGCGAGUUCUACAAAUCCCUGACCAACGACUGGGAAGAUCACCUGGCCGUCAAGCACUUCUCCGUCGAAGGUCAGCUGGACUUCCGUGCGCUGCUCUUCGUUCCCCGUCGUAUGCCGUUCGAUCUCUUCGAAAACAAGAAGAAGAAGAACAACAUCAAGCUGUACGUCCGUCGCGUCUUCAUCAUGGACAACUGCGAGGAAUUGAUCCCCGACUACCUGAACUUCAUCAAGGGUGUCGUCGACUCCGAGGACUUGCCACUGAACAUCUCCCGUGAAAUGCUGCAGCAGAACAAGAUCCUCAAGGUCAUCCGCAAGAAUCUGGUCAAGAAGUGCCUGGAACUGUUCGAGGAACUCGCCGAAGACAAAGAGACCUACAAGAAGUUCUACGACCAGUUCAGCAAGAACCUGAAGCUCGGCAUCCACGAAGACACCUCCAACCGUCAGAAGUUGGCCGAUCUCCUGCGCUUCAACACAUCCGCCUCCGGAGACGAGUACUGCUCCCUGGGCGAUUACGUUGGCCGCAUGAAGGAGAACCAGAAGCACAUCUAUUUCAUCACCGGCGAGAGCGUCGAGCAGGUCAAGAACUCUGCCUUCGUCGAGCGCGUCAAGAAGCGCGGAUUCGAGGUCAUCUACAUGACUGAGGCCAUCGACGAGUACGUCAUCCAGCAGCUCAAGGAAUACCAGGGCAAGCAGCUGGUGUCCGUCACCAAGGAAGGCCUGGAACUGCCAGAAGACGAGGAAGAGAAGAAGAAGCGCGAAGAGGACAAGGCCAAGUUCGAGAACCUGUGCAAGGUCAUGAAGUCCGUCCUGGACAACAAGGUCGAGAAGGUCGUCGUUUCGAACCGUCUGGUCGAUUCCCCAUGCUGUAUCGUUACCUCCCAGUACGGCUGGUCCGCCAACAUGGAGCGUAUCAUGAAGGCUCAGGCUCUGCGCGAUUCCUCCGCCAUGGGCUACAUGGCCGGCAAGAAGCACAUGGAAAUCAACCCGGAUCACGCGAUCAUUGAAACCCUGAGGCAACGUGCUGAAGCCGACAAGAACGACAAGGCCGUCAAGGAUCUGGUCAUCCUGUUGUUUGAGACUGCCCUGCUCUCGUCCGGUUUCUCCCUGGAUGAACCCGGAGUGCACGCGUCCCGCAUCUACCGUAUGGUCAAGCUGGGUCUCGGAAUCGAUGAGGACGAGCCUGUCAGCACCGAGGAAUCCGCUCCGGCCGCCGGUGGUGAUGCUCCACCACUAGUGGACGACGCCGAGGAUGCCUCCCACAUGGAGGAAGUCGAUUAAACCGUUCGAUCGUGUAACAAAGUGUAACACACGCAACGCUUUUGUUGAAAGAGACUGACUGCCGCGUGUUUGGUUUUUGCCGUGUUUUAACGGUCUGAUGAAGAGCGGGAGAGAUGAUUGCAUUGGAUCAAAAGCUUUUAAUUGAAACGUUUACACAAUCUAGACGCCUAAACCAUUGAAGAAGCUUUCUCUUUUGACAAGAGGGUUCCUAAGCUAAUCUAAUGAUAACUUGCAUUACAUUGUAAAUGUAGUUUGUAAAUCGUACUUACGUGUAUUUAACCUGUUCAAAACCUAACUCUACAUCGGAAACAAUAAAAAUGAUAAUGGUCAGAACAUAGC